Molecule: messenger RNA, 708 nt
Organism: Auxenochlorella protothecoides
Lineage: Eukaryota; Viridiplantae; Chlorophyta; Trebouxiophyceae; Chlorellales; Chlorellaceae
Exons: 5
Coding region: 1-708 (235 amino acids)
Source: RefSeq, a predicted model, not a curated record
AUGCUCCGCACACUACGUCCAGGGCCGGAGUCCAAGGCCGUGAGGGGCAUCGUGUUUGGUGCGUACCGCGAGAUCGCCCAAUGUGCAUGGGGUGCUGUCGUGGACGGCACCCUCACCGUCCCCGUCCUGGACUUCCCCAAGAUGCGGCGGGUGGUGGGGGUGCCCGAGGGACAGGACGUGCUGGACUUCCUGGCCGGGCUCGAGCCGGCAGAGCGUGCGCAGCGUGAGGCGGCGCUGCACGCAGUGGAGGAGGAGGGCAUGGCGGCCAUGCAGGUCAUGCCCGGGGUCGAGGAGCUGGCCAAGCACCUGGACGAGCGAGCUGUGCCCAGGGCACUCGUGACGAGGAAUUUGAAACGUGCCGUGGACCUGUUCCAUGCCACGCACUUUGACCUGCCCCCCUUCGAGCCCGUGCUCACGCGGGAGUUCCUGCCAUACAAGCCUCACCCGGCGGCGCUGCUGCACAUUGCAGAGCACUGGGGCAUCACGCCGCAGGAGCUGGUCAUGGUGGGAGACAGCGCCAAGGAUGACGUCGUGAGUGGGAAUCGUGCGGGCGCGUGGACUAUCCUCCUGGACACCGAGGGGACGCACAGGGAGCGCGGCCAGGGCCUGGAAGGGGACCUGCGGCCCCACUUCUACGCGGCCUCCAUGCAGGAGGUGCAGCAGAUCCUGACCACCGAGCUGCAGCUCCCCAGUCCCCGGGUGGCUUGA